Messenger RNA from Brenthis ino (lesser marbled fritillary), 549 nucleotides. The record is from the annotation of a GenBank genome assembly. Lineage: Eukaryota; Metazoa; Arthropoda; Insecta; Lepidoptera; Nymphalidae.
AUGGACAAAAACGAUACCCCCGGGCUUGGCGGGCAAGUGCGAAGGGAGAUCCCGGAACUGCCCAGUGAUUUAUCUUUUGAGGAGUUAAGAAAUAGGUUCGAUAGUAGCGCUGCGGUAAGGAAGGAAAUUAUGUCGAAUCCGGCCACCCAUGGUAGCGCCACCCGACAGAUUGUGAGUGGCAAGCUGUUUAAGAAGUGCAAAAGUGCGACUUUUCAGAUAGAUGGCGCUACGUAUACUAUAGAGGUAGCGUAUGAUGUGAUGAUGCGGCGAGGCAAAGCGUUGUUGGAGGGCAGCCGGCAGGGGUCUGUAGAUGGUAACAGUAACCUGGCUAAUGAUAAGGAAUUGGUGCACAAAUGCCAUAGCGAUCCUGGUGGUGGUAGAGCCUUGGGCGCAGCUCCUAGGGCGCAUAGACACAGAUCGGUGUCCGGAGCUUUGAGGAAAUGCGUCCUUACUCUAGAUGGCUAUUCAUACGUAAUAGGUACGUGUUUGUUUGCAGAUAUUUUGCAUUUGCUUAUAUGUACUGUGUAUAUUGGUAGGUCUGGUUUAGAC